Messenger RNA from Recurvomyces mirabilis, 582 nucleotides. RefSeq lists its product as uncharacterized. Gene Ontology annotation, molecular function: oxidoreductase activity, acting on paired donors, with incorporation or reduction of molecular oxygen. The record is from RefSeq and is a predicted model, not a curated record. Lineage: Eukaryota; Fungi; Ascomycota; Dothideomycetes; Mycosphaerellales; Teratosphaeriaceae. The transcript has 2 exons. Bases 1 to 582 code for a protein of 193 amino acids.
AUGACUCCUCAGAAGACUCGAGUCAUCGCAGACGAAGUGAGAGCGAAGCUUAGAGAGAUCGGACGACCUGAAGGCAGUGUCAAGUUCCUCAAAGGCGUCUUCAUCUGUGUUGAUGACACUGAUGAGAAGGUGCAGGCCAAAUUUGAAGAUCUUUUGCAGUAUACAGACCUUGAAGAUGACGAGGAUUUCUCAUUCAAAGGGCCUCCGGCGAGUCAAAGCACGAUCAAUGCUUGGACUUCUACGGUUCCUGGCACAGCGAGUUUGAAAUGGACCAAGAGGCGGGUCAUGCAGCAGCUUGCACUUUGUGGUACUCAUCCACGAGCUGUCGGCAGCGCGAACACGGUGGCCGAUCUACUGGAGAAGUGGAUCGAGGAAGCUAUUGUGGAUGGCUGGAAUAUUAGCCAUGCCACUACACCGCACACUUUCGAGGAUGUUAUCAAGUUCCUGUGGCCAGAGCUGCGGAGGCGACGUCAUCUGCAGAUUGAUUAUGCUGGUCAGAGCAUGCGCGAGAACUACCUGCAAGAUGGUUUGGCUCCGAGAGUCAGACAGGGCCAUCCAGCACGAGUUUAUGGUCAUGCGUGA